Biomphalaria glabrata is the source of this 1383-nucleotide messenger RNA. Its product is annotated as protein PRQFV-amide-like. NCBI's taxonomy places the organism in Eukaryota, Metazoa, Mollusca, Gastropoda, Planorbidae. The transcript is spliced from 2 exons. The record is from RefSeq and is a predicted model, not a curated record. The coding region runs from base 1 to 1383 and encodes 460 amino acids.
AUGAACAUCCCCAAGUCGAGUGUCUCCAGAGACUGUAGACCAUGUCCUUGGAAGCUGCACAGUUCAUCAAGAGGCCCCAACAAGACCCCGGCCUUCGAGCCUCAGAAGCUGCACAGUUCAUCAAGAGGCCCCAACAAGACCCCGGACUUCGAGCCUCGGAAGCUGCACAGCUCAUCAAGAGGCCCCAACAAGACCCCCGGACUUCGAGCCUCAGAAGCUGCACAGCUCAUCAAGAGGCCCCAACAAGACCCCGGACUUCGAGCCUUAGAAGCUGCACAGUUCAUCAAGAGGCCCCAACAAGACCUCGGCCUUCGAGCCUUAGAAGCUGCACAGUUCAUCAAGAGGCCCCAACAAGACCCCGGACUUCGAGCCUCGGAAGCUGCACAGCUCAUCAAGAGGCCCCAACAAGACCUCGGCCUUCGAGCCUUGGAAGCUGCACAGUUCAUCAAGAGGCCCCAACAAGACCCCGGCCUUCGAGCCUUAGAAGCUGCACAGUUCAUCAAGAGGCCCCAACAAGACCUCGGCCUUCGAGCCUUAGAAGCUGCACAGUUCAUCAAGAGGCCCCAACAAGACCCCGGACUUCGAGCCUCAGAAGCUGCACAGUUCAUCAAGAGGCCUCAACAAGACCCCGGCCUUCGAGCCUUAGAAGCUGCACAGUUCAUCAAGAGGCCCCAACAAUACCCCGGACUUCGAGCCUCAGAAGCUGCACAGUUCAUCAAGAGGCCCCAACAAGAUCCCGGACUUCGAGCCUUGGAAGCUGCACAGUUCAUCAAGAGGCCCCAACAAGACCCCGGCCUUCGAGCCUUAGAAGCUGCACAGUUCAUCAAGAGGCCCCAACAAGUCCCCGGCCUUCGAGCCUUAGAAAAUGCACACCUUCGAGCCUUAGAAGCUGCUCAGUUCAUCAAGAGGCCCCAACAAGACCCCGGACUUCGAGCCUCAGAAGCUGCACAGUUUAUCAAGAGGCCCCAACAAGACCCCGGACUUCGAGCCUCAGAAGCUGCACAGUUUAUCAAGAGGCCCCAACAAGACCCCGGCCUUCGAGCCUUAGAAGCUGCACAGUUCAUCAAGAGGCCCCAACAAGACCUCGGCCUUCGAGCCUUAGAAGCUGCACAGCUCAUCAAGAGGCCCCAACAAGACCCGGACUUCGAGCGAGCCUUAGAACCUGCACAGUUCAUCAAGAGGCCCCAACAAGUCCCCGGCCUUCGAGCCUUAGAAGCUGCACAGUUCAUCAAGCGGCCCCGAAAAGACCCCGGCCUUCGAGCCUUAGAAGCUGCACAGUUUAUCAAGAGGCCCCAACAAGACCCCGUCCUUCGAGCCUUAGAAGCUGAACAGCUCAUCAAGAGGCCCAAACAAGACCCCGGCCUUCGAGCUUCCCCUGUUUAA